Anopheles maculipalpis is the source of this 1782-nucleotide messenger RNA. Its product is annotated as sorting nexin-8-like. NCBI's taxonomy places the organism in Eukaryota, Metazoa, Arthropoda, Insecta, Diptera, Culicidae. Gene Ontology annotation, molecular function: phosphatidylinositol binding. The record is from RefSeq and is a predicted model, not a curated record. Bases 1 to 1782 code for a protein of 593 amino acids. Gene Ontology annotation, biological process: retrograde transport, endosome to Golgi. The transcript is spliced from 7 exons.
AUGCUUGUCGUUGUUGUUGAGACGGAUUUUCGUCAACCCCCCCUAACAGCAUCCCUACUCACCACACCCUCCUCCAGAACGAUGUCUCCGGACACUGUCGUCUCGGAUGCUGCCACCUCCAUUGCUAUGCGAGAAGUGUCGGGAGCUUCAGGCAAUCCCCGACAAUCCCCCUUCGAAUCCGCGGACAAUCUCGGCGAUAGUACCUUCAUUAAUGGUUCGACCACCUCGACCAACGGUUUGCUGCUGCAUCCCUGGAAUGGUACCAUCCCGGACCUUUCCAGGUCACCCUCGGUAGGCGAUACGUUUGUGUCUGCGGCAGCCUCAUCCGAUCUGCCUUAUCCUUCCUCAUUCUCCGACGACAGUACGGAUGAUUCGGAAUCCGGUCCGGAUGAGGAAGUGGUAUACGACGUACCGGAGCAAAGGAUUCCUCCCUUUGCGUACAUAACUACCGCCACCAUUACGCUCAGUGGCGCCAAUAAUAAUUCGAUCGAUCCGGCAGAUGUAACAGGAUCGCGUCGAGUUCCACCGACAGCUGACGGGGCCUCCAAUCGAUUCGGUUCAACCGGUCCCGUACUGGCAAGUGAAAGCACACCAGAUACGCUUCUACAGCAGGGAGGAGCACUUUCACCAGGUCAAGGCCCAUCUUCGUCAUCAGCAACGACGUCUGUUUCGGUGUCGCUCGGUUCCGGUGCCGAUGAAUCAUCCGAGCGGGAGCUAAACGAAUCCCAUGUCAGUGUAAAGAUAGUCCCGGAGAAAAAAGGAAUCUUUCUAAAGCAUUCCGAGUAUGAGAUCAAGCUAAAAGGCGUCGAAAAAACGGUACGGCGGCGGUAUAAAGAUUUCGUCACACUCCAUCGGUAUCUGGCGGAGAAGUAUCCAUAUCGACUACUUCCAGCCCUUCCGCCAAAGCAAUUGAUGCUAGACUCACUACUCGAGGAACGCCGCCGAGGGCUUCAGACAUGGCUUAUCAUCGUUUCGCUUCAUCCCGUACUGGGAAGCUCACCGAUCGUCGGUACCUUUCUGCGCGAUACCACCACCGACCAUCAGUACCGGUUGCGUGUGGCGUACGAGAAGCAGAUGGACGAGCUGGUCCGAUUACGACCCGAUGCAACCCUACCCGAGGUGGAUGUCGACACGCUUGCUGAAUCGCGAACACGUUUGUGCCGCGUUCAGCAUAGCAUUGGACGGUUGAAGCAACUGUUCGAUCGACGGUUGUGUCACUCCCGGUGUCAACCAGCGGAAUGUGCCGAAAUUGAGGGUAUUUUGCAGAGUUGUGAUUUGCGGGAAGUAUUUAACGCGGAUGGAACGCUCGAGGAUAUGUCGACGGGUGAGCAGCUUGUUGCGAAACAGUAUGAGCGCUAUGUGCUGGUACAGCAACGUGCCGUCACGGAGCGGUUGGAUGUGUUGCUGGAGGUGUUGCAUGCUCAUAGCGAGCUGUGUGAACGGAUUGAAAAAACCAUAAUGUCGGAUCAGCAGCGAGCUUUGGCAAAGUCUGCAGGAGGAGUAGUCGGUAGUUCUAGCAGUGUUCGUACCAAAUCCAAAGCCCCUAACAUUCAUCAAAGCACUACUACUCCGCAAAUCGAGGCUUCCGACUUCAAACACCUGGCUCGUCGUUCCGCAUUCGCUUUUAGCUGUGCCCAGGCCGAAACACUGCUAGCGGAACGAUAUCUACAAUCUUUACCUUCGAUACUACUUUCAUACGCACACGAGGAGCAACAGCACCAUCAGAAGAUGUCGAAGAUAUGGCAUCGGUUAGUGGUUAGCGAGUCUAGCCGGCUCGACUAA